AUGAUUGUAGCUUCUUUUGUUUUGAUCUCCAUUACUCUGUUGGUGGCUAGGACAGGAUAUAUUGAAUCCAAAAAAGCUACAGAAUUAAUUGGUGAUUUUAUUGACAAGAACAAGGAUGUGUUUUUGGAAAGUAUUAACAAUUACAAGAAUGCAAUUGUGGAGCAAACGAAUAAUCAAUCAAAUUUAUUGCCUCUCACCCAGCAAACUGGAAAUGUGACAGUUUGGAAAACAGCAGAAUCAUAUUGUGACCUCAUGUUAAGUGUAGCGAAUCGGCAAUAUGAUUUUUUGCAUAAUAUUACAUCACUGGUCAUGUCUAAAAAAUCUGCAAACAACACUCUUUCUUCCUUACUUGGAAGCAAAUUUUGCAAAAAGCAAGUGAUUUAUUUACAGGAUAACAUUUACUCUCUCAUUCAAUAUUUAUUAGGAUGGGUGGCAUCCAACAUCAAUGUUCUUGGAUCAUCUCUUCAAACAUUCUUCCAAACCUUAGUUGAUUUAAUUUCAAAUCUCAAAGUUUUAGUAUUUUCAUCAUUUCUUUUCAUAUUGUUUGUAUUUUAUUUCGUGAAGCAUGAUGAAUUUUUUGUGGAAACAGCAAAGAAAGUUUCUCCUUUGACUGAAGAAGAAAGCACUGUGAUUAUUGAAAGCAUUGACACAAACAUUAUCAAAACAUUGUAUUACUUGGUUUCCUUUGGUGUGAUCAAUUUCCUCAUUACUAUACUUUCAUUCUACAUUGUUGAUUUUGAAAUUGUAUUUAUAUUUGGCUUUCUCUCCUUCUUUCUAUCGGUCAUUCCUGUCAUUAGCAAUUGGGUUAUUUGGCUACCAGCCACAAUUUAUUUAUUAAGUAGAGAUGGAUUUGUAUCCAUUUCAUGGGUCAUUGUUCUCUUUUCUCAUCUAUCUCUUUAUGCUAUCGAUACAAUGCUCUUCACUAGAUUCUUCAAGAAGAGAAAUCCAACCUUACUUGGUGUCUCCAUAAUUUUAGGCAUUUAUGUUUUUGGGCAAAGUGGCCUGCUAAAGGGACCUUUAUUCACAACAUUGGCAGUGACUUUGUUUGACAUCUUUUCAGGGUACAUUUCCAUGGCAAACAAGGAAGAACAAAUUGCCAACAGCAGUGGCGUUACAGUUGGCACAACGAAAAGACCAACUCCUUCAAGAACUCUAAGCUUCUUUGAAUUGUUCACUCCACGUGGAGACGACGAUAGUGUUCAAUUAAUGGCUGAUUCCCAAACAACAACAACAACUGAUUCAAGUCAAGCCAAGUAG
This is a messenger RNA of Naegleria fowleri, 1257 nucleotides long. RefSeq lists its product as uncharacterized. NCBI's taxonomy places the organism in Eukaryota, Heterolobosea, Eutetramitea, Acrasida, Naegleriidae. The coding region runs from base 1 to 1257 and encodes 418 amino acids. The record is from RefSeq and is a predicted model, not a curated record. The transcript is spliced from 2 exons.